UUGGGGAAUCCACCUAAAUCACGUGGAAACUUUGUUUACAUUUGCUGCACUACGUUUUGGUUUCACGUUACUUUUGCUAUGUGAUGUAAGGUUUUUACAAACAUGGAUUUAAAGUUGUGCAAGUUCAAACUACGUAGUGUUCAACAACUACCGAUACAUCCUUUGCAUUUGGCUGCUGACCAGGUUAAAUGGUGCACAAUAUUUGGCAGGUGUGAAUCUCCAACAAUUGCAGCGAUUACUAAACAGUUCACUUAUUUAUCUGACGAACCCUUUGUGUUUGCUGUUGUUCACUUGGGAAAUCACUCAGAUAAUUUGCACUCCGAAGAAACCCUUGACAAACAAGAUAGCGAUAUCCCAUUAACUCUACAUUGUACAAAGGAUUUUUUCGAUCACUAUGAAUUAUCAGGGAACCAACAAUAUAAUGUGAGCCACAUAAAACCAUUUCCCCUCGAGCAAGUUGUUUUCGCUGCCAAAACAGAUGAGACUUUCAACUGGUCACAACAAAAUGCAUUCGAAACUGGUCUCCUUGUUGCAAGCACCUGCAAUAAAUCAAUGUUGGUUCGUUGUGGUGAUGUUUUUCUUGCCCCUCCUCUGCCAGCAUUUGGUGCAGAUACAAAUUAUGUUCUUGAUAGAUUUUAUGAAUUGUAUGCUGUUCAGUGUGAACCUGCUCAGCAAGGAAUUAUUACAGUGUCCACAUCAGUUGUGGUUGUCAAGUCACAGAAAUCAGUAGAUAAAUCUAUUACUGAAGAGUUUUUCGAUAUGAAUUUAAAAAUACAAAUGUUCAAUGAAUCACAUUUAGGAUGGUAUAAGAAAGAUCUUACAUCUGUCAUCAUUUGCAGUGAAUAUUCUGCAUCUCAACUUCAAAUUUCUAAUGAAAAAUAUGUUUCUGUUGUUCUGUCUUCAAACACCAAUAUAUCAAAACAAUUGAAUCCUAGAACGUGUAUGGUUCAAAUUCUCUCAGAUGAACAGUUGGGAAGGUUAACUAAAGUCAAUUACAAAGCGAACUCAUGGAGCAAACAUGACGUAUGGAUCUCAUCUACUUUGUGGUUUAAUUUAAGUCAAGGAAAACCGAAUUCCGAUGUUUCACAAUAUUCAGUUACGCUGCAUAAAUUGAGUGAGGGCGAUGCACCAACUUUUUCAUCUGAAGUUCAUUUAUCGCUUGUCCUCAGUCCAAACUACCCCCCAGCAGGCUGUUAUGAUAAAUCUAUAGUAAACUUCCUCAAAAAUCCAAUCCUGCUCACCAGUGGAGAUAUAAUUUCACUAAAUGUAAAAGAUGAUAUUGAAUUUUAUGAAGCCUCCACUGAGAUAGGUAACAUGUGCGAUGUAAUCUAUUAUAAAGUGAUCAGUCUGGGACCAGAUUCAACUGAGGGUAAAAGUUAUUUGGUGAGCACAAAGUCUACAUCACUGUACCAGGAUGGGACAAUUAACAGUUACAUUCCAUUUGUAAACACAACACCAGGUUUCAUGCAUGGUUUACCUGGUUUAUCGAAACAUGUAGAAGCCCUUCAACAAAAUAUAUCACCAUAUCUAAACAAAAACUCAGUAUUACAACAUGUGUGCACUGUGCUGCUAUCUGGUCAAUCAGGAUGUGGGAAACACAGUGUUGUAACUCAUGUUUGUAAUCACUUAAAUCUUCAUUUCUUUGAGGUUGAUUGUCAAAGUUUAAUUGCUGAUACACCUGGUGCCACAGAAUCUAAAAUAACGGAUGUGUUUCGCAGAGCGAGACUUUACUCACCUUGUGCCAUUGUGAUGUCAUCAAUUGAAAGUAUUGGCCGCAAUCGAGAGACGGGUCGUGUUGACAAUAGAGUUUGUGCUUCAUUGAAAAAGUCGAUUCGAUCUUUAAGCGAAACUUCAACGGAUGCAGAUUUACCAGUUGUUGUCAUAGCAACUUGUAGCGACAAAACUAGUGUAGUCUCAGACAUUAGAUCAUUAUUUCUACAUCAGAUUUCCAUUGAUGCACCAGAUGAGAAAGAAAGAUAUGAAAUAAUACUUCAUGCUUCACGGUUGGUGAAUGCAUCACGUGAUAUGGAUUAUCACAAACUAUCCAAACAUACAGCAGGAUUUGUGGUUGGAGAUAUUUGGGAACUGUUUCGUAAAUCUGUGCAAGUUUCAAGUGAUCGAGUACUUGGUAAAUGUGCUGUUGGAAGCAGAUUAUCAUGGGCAGAGGAACAAUUGUCUUGCCCAAGAACAUAUCUCCCUUUCUUUAGAGUUGUUUCACAACUACUGGCUGAGUUGGAUGGAGUUAAUGGUUCUGAAGAUCUAGGAAAACAAGUGUUUAUCAUUGCUGCAUCUAAUCGACCAGAUCUUAUAGAUCCAGCUCUUCUUAGACCAGGAAGAUUGGACAAACUUAUUUACGUUGGCAUCAGUGAAAAUAAAGAGGACCAACUAAAGGUUUUGAUUGCACAAACAAGGAAAUUAAAUCUUGCUCCAACAGUGAGCUUGGAAGAAGUUGUACGUAGAUGUCCACCAAACAUGACUGGUGCGGAUUUUUAUGCUCUUACUACUGUGGCGGCUACAAAUGCUGUAAGACGCCGCAUUCAAGAAUCAAAAUCUAAUUUUGUGGAUGAUAUGGUUUGCGCUGUGGAGCAAUGUGAUUUGCUGGAUGCAGCAACAAAAGUUAUUCCAUCAGUUAAUGAGGAACAGUUGGCCAAUUACAGAAGAGUAAAAUCUGUUAUGGCUAGAUAGUAAUCAGUGUUUUAAGAAUGUUUUAAUUUAAUUCUGCUGUUGCAAAUAAUUUUAACUAAUCAUUUUUGUUUGUAAUAUGAUUUAUUUCGUGGUCGUUAUAAAUAAAAUCAAAAAUGACGAU
Messenger RNA from Ciona intestinalis (vase tunicate), 2806 nucleotides. NCBI's taxonomy places the organism in Eukaryota, Metazoa, Chordata, Ascidiacea, Phlebobranchia, Cionidae. The record is from RefSeq and is a predicted model, not a curated record.